Molecule: messenger RNA, 603 nt
Organism: Trypanosoma grayi
Lineage: Eukaryota; Euglenozoa; Kinetoplastea; Trypanosomatida; Trypanosomatidae
Product: ankyrin
Exons: 1
Coding region: 1-603 (200 amino acids)
Molecular function (GO): protein binding
Source: RefSeq, a predicted model, not a curated record
AUGACGACGGAAGCGGACUUCUUUACGGCUGUGGCGACGAAGGACAAGGCGCUGUUGCUCCGCCUCAUUGCUGAGAAGAAAAAUGUUAACACGCGCGGGGAGCGCAACCGUACACCGCUGCUUAUGUGUGUGUGGGAUGACUACGCCGAGGGCGCGCGACUGCUGCUGGAGGCGGGCGCUGACGUCAACGCCCUGGAUGAUCUGCAUGACACGCCGUUUCUCCUCUCCGGGGCGGAGGGGCGCGUGGAGAUCAUGCGGUAUAUCCUGAAGUACGGCAAGCCAGACUUCACGGUGCGCAACCGCUACGGUGGCUCCGCGCUCAUCCCGGCGUGCGAGCGCGGCCACACGGAGAUGGUGAAGCUGCUGAUCGCCGCCGGUGUCGAUGUUGACCACGUGAACGACCUUGGCUGGACGGGGUUGCUGGAGGUGUUGGAGCUUGGAGGCGACGACGCGGAUCACGUGACGAUCACGCGGGAUCUGAUCGCUGCGGGCGCCAACGUGAAUCUAGCGGAUAAAGAAGGGAGGACGCCGCUCUUCCUGGCGAAGAAGUACGGACUGAAGCGCGUCGCCAAACUCAUCGAGGACGCCGGGGGACAUAUGUGA